Messenger RNA from Exophiala viscosa, 2467 nucleotides. RefSeq names its product mitochondrial aconitate hydratase. Gene Ontology annotation, biological process: tricarboxylic acid cycle. The record is from RefSeq and is a predicted model, not a curated record. Lineage: Eukaryota; Fungi; Ascomycota; Eurotiomycetes; Chaetothyriales; Herpotrichiellaceae. Gene Ontology annotation, molecular function: 4 iron, 4 sulfur cluster binding; aconitate hydratase activity. Bases 5 to 2206 code for a protein of 733 amino acids. Gene Ontology annotation, cellular component: mitochondrion; cytosol. The transcript is spliced from 5 exons.
GAAGAUGUCCGAGAACCUAUCGAUCGUUCGCAGCAGACUCAACCGCCCUCUCACCUAUGCUGAGAAGGUCCUAUAUUCACACUUGGACGAUCCGCACAACCAAGAGAUCGAGCGUGGUGUCUCAUACCUCAAGUUGCGACCCGACCGAGUGGCAUGCCAAGAUGCCACUGCACAGAUGGCUAUCCUCCAGUUCAUGUCGGCUGGCAUGCCCUCUGUUGCUACCCCGACUACUGUCCACUGUGAUCACUUGAUUGAGGCUCAGAUUGGUGGUGACAAAGAUUUGGAUCGAGCGAAGAGCAUCAACAAGGAAGUCUAUGAUUUCUUGUCAACCAGCUGUGCCAAGUACAACAUCGGUUUCUGGCGACCUGGCUCUGGUAUCAUCCAUCAGAUCAUCCUCGAGAACUACGCUUUCCCCGGUGGUUUGAUGAUCGGUACCGACUCUCACACUCCCAAUGCAGGCGGUCUUGGCAUGGCUGCCAUCGGUGUCGGUGGUGCUGAUGCUGUCGACGUUAUGGCCAACCUGCCUUGGGAGUUGAAGGCUCCUAAAGUUAUUGGCGUCAAACUUACCGGCAGGAUGUCCGGAUGGACCACUCCCAAGGACAUCAUCCUGAAGGUUGCCGGUAUUCUGACUGUCAAGGGCGGUACGGGUGCUAUCGUCGAGUACCACGGACCCGGUGUUGAAUCGCUUUCUUGCACUGGCAUGGGCACUAUUUGCAACAUGGGUGCUGAAAUCGGUGCCACCACCUCCAUGUUCCCCUUCAACGACCGCAUGUACGACUACCUGGAAUCCACCAAGCGCAAGAGAAUCGGAGACUUGGCUCGCGCCUAUGCCGCAGAGCUUCGCGAAGAUGAGGGCGCCGAAUACGACCAAUUGAUCGAGAUCAACCUGGACGAACUUGAACCUCACAUCAACGGCCCCUUCACUCCUGACCUGGCUACACCUAUCUCCAUGUUCAAGGACGCAGUCAAGGAGAAUAAAUGGCCUGAGGAACUCAAAGUUGGCUUGAUCGGUUCUUGCACCAACUCAUCGUACGAAGACAUGAGCCGUGCUGCUUCUAUUGCAACAGAUGCCAUGGACCACGGCGUCAAGGCCAAGGCCUUGUUCUGCGUUACGCCAGGUUCUGAGCAGGUCCGUGCCACCAUCGAGCGUGACGGUCAACUCAAGACUUUUGAAGACUUCGGUGGUAUCGUCCUUGCCAAUGCUUGCGGUCCAUGCAUCGGUCAAUGGGACCGAAAGGACGUCAAGAAAGGUGAACCAAACUCGAUUAUCUCAUCAUACAACCGAAACUUCACUGGCCGCAACGACGCAAACCCAGCAACUCACUCGUUUGUUACCUCUCCGGAUCUCACUGUUGCGAUGACCAUUGCAGGAAGUCUCUUCUUCAACCCACUUACCGACACCCUCAAGGACAAAGACGGCAACGAGUUCAAGCUGAAGGAACCUACAGGUGAUGCCUUGCCCAAGAACGGAUUCGACCUGGGUCGUGACACCUACCAAGCACCACCUGAGGAGCGUUCGCAAGUUGACGUUAAGGUAUCUCCGACAUCUGACCGUCUUCAGAUCCUGGAGCCUUUCGAGGCCUGGGAUGGAAAGGAUCAGGUUGAUCUUCCCAUCUUGAUCAAGACAAAGGGAAAGACCACUACUGAUCACAUCUCUAUGGCUGGCCCUUGGCUGAAGUACCGUGGUCAUCUUGACAACAUCUCCAACAACAUGUUGAUUGGUGCCAUUAACGCCGCCAACGGUGAGGCCAACAAGGUCAAGAACUUCAAAACUGGUAAAGAGGAUGCCGUCCCAGCCACUGCCCGUCAAUACAAGAAGGACGGCAUCAAGUGGGUGGUAGUUGGUGACUGGAACUACGGUGAAGGAUCAUCUCGAGAGCACGCUGCCCUUGAGCCCAGACAUCUUGGUGGUAUCGCCAUCAUCACCCGAAGCUUUGCCCGUAUCCACGAAACGAACUUGAAGAAGCAAGGCAUGUUGCCCUUGACCUUCUCCAACCCUGAAGACUACGACAAGGUCAACCCUGACGACAAGGUCGAUUUGCUCGUUACUAAGUUGGAAGUUGGCAAGCCUUUGACCAUGGUGGUACACCCCAAGGAUGGUGAGAAGUGGGAGUGCGAAUUGUCGCACACCUUCAACGAGGGUCAACUCGAAUGGUUCAAGAACGGCAGUGCUUUGAACACCAUGGCGAAGAAGCAUGGACAUUAAGCGAGUAAAUUUGGCUGAGGAGUUAUCAUCAACAGAGUGUCCAUACAAUGGUAUUUGGGAAGCGGCUCGACUAGCGAAGAUUGAGGUUCGAGUCUCAGUAGCAGUGCUGGGGAGGACGAAUCGGAGCGAGACUGAAGACUUGGGGAUGGCAUGUGGUCUGAAGGGAUUCUGCAAGCACGAAGUCAUGUAUCUUCAGUCAAUAGCAAGAAUACCAAUUGUGUACUGUUUUCGACCCAAGCAUUUUAUGUUCUUUGCAGGGGG